AUGGCGCCCCCAAACCGCGACGGUCGUCCCGCCUCACGAGAUGGCGAAAGCAGUCGUAACCCAACAUCAAAGCGUGUCAAGCGGACCGAGUCUGACGAUGCUGCGACUACCCGUCCCGAAUCUCACGAGAAGAACCCUGAAGAUUCUACGCCUGCGAUUGCAACUCCAGCGCGCAGGAUCACGUCUCAAACUGCGCUUCCCCGUCUGGCCGCCCGUCUGAUGACGCCCACAAGGUCGUCGGCCGCCCGUUCUCAAAGCGUCAAGACCCUGAAGACCACCUCGAUGAUUUCGACCUUUGGCAAACCACCUUCUACAGUCAAAAUAGCAAAGUCAGCAUCUACAGAUCAGGCAUCAUCUCCAUCCAGUAAGCUUAGUCAGAUACGGGCUGUGAGGGAUGGUGCAAGAGAGGGUCUGCGCAAGGCAUGUAGCCAUGCUGAAUAUCAUCAGAAUCUUACUGACAUUGUAUAG
Bipolaris victoriae FI3 is the source of this 468-nucleotide messenger RNA. RefSeq lists its product as hypothetical. The record is from RefSeq and is a predicted model, not a curated record. Lineage: Eukaryota; Fungi; Ascomycota; Dothideomycetes; Pleosporales; Pleosporaceae. The coding region runs from base 1 to 468 and encodes 155 amino acids. The transcript has a single exon.